AUAUGAAAAUGCUUUAUCCCACAUAAUGUUUGAUGUUCUUUUCCUGUAAAGAAGAAACAGAUUUUUAUUGGAGGAGUAAUAACGUAACUCGUCUGCAAUGCCUCACACGCGUCCGAGGAGCCCCAGCCCUAUGCCCGACGUUAACUGGGAUGUUGGACUCAAGGAAAUGAAUGAAACCUGGAAAGGAGCCGUCGCCUGCAUCGGAGUUGCGAUAUUCUUCAUUAUGACAAUUGGCAUUAUCUAUUGGCAGGUGAUGGACCAACCUAACAAAAACUGGAUCCUGAAAGGGACCGUCGGUGGACUCAUAUGGGAAAGGAACACUCACACCCUGAUCCUGCAGACGUUGAGCGAAAACAAAACAUAUGUGGAGAUCGACGUAGGAAACUUUCCUGACAUGGAGCAAAAUUUUGUGAAAAACUUAUGUUGGCUCAAUAAGACUGACUUUUGUUACACUUGGGAUUCUAUCACGGAUCUUAAGAUCACAUUAGACCGAAAGUUCUCAGCUGGAACUGAGUGCUACAAUAUUACGUGGACCCCCAUACACUGUGAUGUUAAAUUAAAGGACUGCUUUUCAAUGACGAAUGUAUCAUGGUUUGGUGGAGCGAGCCUCAGCGCCCAACACUGGCCCAUGAACAAUGUAAAGGUGGCUCUACAACCGCUUGUGAUCAGCAACCUGAAAUCCAGUCAUGGUGCCUAUGGGUCUGUUUUAGAAAGAUACUUCUUAGGAUCAACUGGUGUUUCACUGCUGAUCAAUCCAAAUGUUCCAAUUUCCAUGACAAUUGAGAAAAAUAAAUAUUUUUGUGUGGAGACACCAGCAAGCACCGAGAGGUUUCCAUUGCAGUAUACCAUAUGCAUUGGACAGAACAUUCAGACUGUUCAUCAAGAGAUAGGAAACCAGCUGUAUAAUAGUCAGAAGAUGCUACCCAACCUCAACAUUGUCAGGAUGCCAAUAUGGAAACACUAUGGGGUAUCUGAUUCCGCAGCAAAACUUGAAAGAGAUGUACGAUCGUUCCAUAAUAAAUUAAGGAGGCAUGGUUUAGGGGAUUGCCUAAUAUCGCUCAAUGAACAUUCCACAAUGUUACUUUCUAUGAAGGACCACAUACUGAUUGCAGACCAAGGUGGACAGACUCAAAGGCACCGCAGGGAUCCACAUACUUUUAAGAACCUCAAUAUUUCAAUAACCUCAUCUCUGUACCAAAGUGUUAACUCAGUACAACUGCAAAAGUAUUUAAAUGAAGGACAAGACAACUAUUGGCUCAGCCUUCGCUCACAUUUAGAUGGCUCAAUGACACCAAUCCUGACAAAAUGGAAGGAGCAGUUUUCUGUGAGACUGAAUAUAACCAGUGAAGCUGCUAUAAACUGGUACUUUACAAAUGUGAAUAAGUUAAUAAAGAAACUCGGGGCAGAAUACGUUAUCAUUGAAGGGGCAGAAGGUAAUACAUUUCUGGAGCAUGCAAUACAGGCGCCCAAAGGACUGGAGGGGGACACUUACUCUGAGUAUUUAGCAGCAACAGCCGUUGAAAAGCUUGGAAAUUCUGCAAUUAUUACUGCAAGUACAAGAUCAAAUCAUUUGCCCCUCUUUGUUCAAAUGCAUCCACUUCGUUCAGAUUGGAGCUACCAUGGACUAAAAGGAAUCAUCCCAUCUGUCCUACACUACAGUUUGUUAGGAUACAAUUUUUUCAUUCCAGAUGCAGUAGGUGGGACGCUAGCUGAUGAAUUCAUAACAGAAGAAGAACUUUUUAUUCGAUGGCUACAAAUUAUUACAUUUCUACCUGUUAUGUCAUUUAAUACUCCACCAUGGGUUUGCUGUGAUAACUGGGUAUUAAACCUAACAAGACAAUACAUACAAAAACAUCAAGAUUUGGUUGCUCCACUCUUAUUAAAAUAUUCAGAAGACUGGAUGAACACGGGGAUCCCCAUCUUCAGACCUGUCUGGUGGCUCAGUCCAGAAGAUCCGGUGGCUUUCACAGUAGAUAAUGAAUUUCUGAUAGGAGAUGAGAUGCUGAUCGCUCCUAUCACCGAGAAAGGCAAAAUUCAGCGAGAUAUUUUCCUACCUGGAAAAGAUUACCAGUGGAUGGACAAGAGCACAUCCCAGGUGUUUGAUGGAGGCACAGUCCUACGGAACUAUAACUGCAGUCUGCACGAAACUCCUGUUUUUAUAAAGAAAACUUCAUAGCUUAAACCGGUUAUUACUAAUAUGUGUAUCCCUUCUGAGAAGACUAAGUAGACGUGUCUCUGAUGAAGACAUAAAUGCAUUUUCCAAAGGUUCCGAGAAGCAAAUACUUGUAAUGGACGUAUUCCAUCGACAAUUCUGUAAAUAAUAUCUGUAUAGACAUCAUACCACAGAACCUGACAGUUAUACAGAGAUCAGCGGUGCCACAUAGGCACUGCUUUCCCCUUCUUGGAAAAGCAGACUGUCAAAAAUUACUUUUGUAGG
Bufo bufo (common toad) is the source of this 2437-nucleotide messenger RNA. Its product is annotated as SITS-binding protein-like. Lineage: Eukaryota; Metazoa; Chordata; Amphibia; Anura; Bufonidae. The coding region runs from base 98 to 2176 and encodes 692 amino acids. The record is from RefSeq and is a predicted model, not a curated record. The transcript has 10 exons.